AUGAGCCUUGAUUGAAAAUCAAAAACUCUCUGUGGAUGCAUGUGCGGGGUGAGCUUUAUUUAUUAUUCUUAUGAAAUUUUGUCACAUUUAGAUGAUUGGUAUAGCUAUGAAGAGAUUAAAGAAAUGACAGAAUGCAGCGAAGUUUAUGCGGUUGAAGUUUGGAUGCUAAGCCAAUGCUUUGUUUGGUGACUGGCAAUUUUAACUGUUUUUACUAUAUAUCUUGAGCUUCACGUUUAUAAAGGAUUUUUGGUGUUUUUGUAUUUGAUUGGGCCGGUUUAUUUUGUAUGCACAACGAUAAUAGUAUGAUAUUUAGGAUCUUUUAUUAUUUGCUGUGAUGAAGAAAUGGAUGAGUGUGUGAAUUUUUAUCCUUAUACACAUUUAGCAAGCAUUUUGGUGCUGAUGGGGCUGUCGAUGCUGCUUUCAAUUACUAUGAACGCUAUUUUACUGACUUCAUUUCUAGGACCUUACUGGAGCCAUAUCAGAGCGUCUCUUAUUCAAUACACAAAUAUCUUUUAA
Blepharisma stoltei is the source of this 516-nucleotide messenger RNA. Lineage: Eukaryota; Ciliophora; Heterotrichea; Heterotrichida; Blepharismidae. The record is from the annotation of a GenBank genome assembly.